AGCAGGAACCGGAUGUAGCUAACWGUGUUGUGUUUCCAGACAGGAGGAAAGGACUUGACGUUUGGGUUUACCUCAUGAACCUUCUCUGUGUCAGUAUUUGUGUUUCACUCCUUCGUUCAAAAGUCAAAGAAAUCGGUGAAAACUGCUGAAUCAAUCGAUGGGAAAAAUCUAACAAUGUUCAGCUUUGAGGGAGAUUUCAAAACAAGACCCAAGGUCUCACUGGGAGGGGCAAGUAAAAAGGAGGAGAAAGCAUCUUUGUUGCAUCGGACUCAAGAAGAAAGACGAAAACGAGAGGAUGAAAGAAAACGACUGAAGAAUGCCAUCAUCAUUCAGUCCUACGUACGUGGCUACCAGGACUUAAAACAACAGUAUGCCACUCAGAGGGCUAAGUUUGAUGAGUGUGCCAGCCAGUCACAAGCAGCAGGAGCUCAGCAUGUCAUGGAUGGUGCUGCUCUUUGCCUCUUAUCAAGACAGCUUAUAUUUUUUUAUAGACAAAAUGUGGAUGCGCAUAGAUUGGUAUGGUUAUGCCAGAACCUGGUGAAGCACAACAGUCAGUUUGUGAAGCUGUUAGUUGGCCCGCAGAGRCAAACGUGUAUGUUUCAGAUCAAAAGAAUCUUGGGCUUCUGUUGCAGGCUCCUGCAGAGCUGCACGGACGAAAGUUUAAAUGUUGCAGUUCCCAUGCGCAUGCUAGAAAUCUUUUCUACAGAGAAAACCUAUCUUCCUAUUAUUCCAGAUGCUAACUAUGUAGCUUCUUUACUCGAGCAGAUUUUGCACUAUAUGGUUCAGAAAGGAUACUACAGGUCGCUGUACAUUCUUGUGAAUCACAGACUCCCCUGCAGUCUGGAGUACAGUGACACUCCCUCUAUUCCUCUGGCAAGCACACUGUUGGAGCACAUCCUCAAACCUCUGCACUUUACUUACUCCUCCUGCACAACAGGCGCAAGGCAGUUUGUGUUUGCAGCUUUUACCGAGGAGUUCAUCUCUGCACCGUUUACCGAGCAGAUAUUUCACUUUUUUAUCCCGGCACUAUCCGACCGCUGUCUCCUAUUUCCAUUUGAGGCCUUCCUGAACUCCCUUCAGACCACAAUUUCCUCCUCUUCAGCAGCACAGAGCCAGGCGCCGUGGCUCUUUUACUUUCUCCUUUCUGCAGGGGAGAACUGCUUAAACUCACUAUCAGAGGAGGGUCACCUGCUGUACCUUCAAGCUCUGCAGACGCUGCUUCCACUGCUGCCCGUGUCAGAAAACACAAGCAAGCCAGAAGUGAACAGUGACUCUGAGGAUGAUGAUGAUCCUAACCUCCACUCUUUACCAAUGCAGGAUGACAGCCGGAUUUCUGUGCAGCUGAUAACCGAGGAAUGUGUUCGCAAGCUGGACAUGAAACAACAAACGAACGCCCUACUGAACCUUGUGUGGAGGGACUCAGCCAGUGAGGAGGUUUUCACCCUGAUGGCGUCCAUUUGUCACACUCUCAUGGUGCAGCAUCGUCUAAUGGUGCCAAAAGUCAGACUUCUGUACAGUUUAGCUUUCAAUGCACGUUUCCUGAGGCAUCUCUGGCACCUGAUAACAUCCAUGAAAACUAAAAUGAUUACUGGCUCCAUGGUGCCACUGCUACAGCUGAUCUCACGAGGGUCUCCUAUGUCRUUUGAAGACUCGAACCGCAUCAUUCCCCUCUUCUAUCUCUUCAGUUCUCUCUUCAGUCAUUCUCUUAUCUCGGUGCAUGACAGUGAAUUUUUUGGGCAUGAAAUGGAAGGUCAUGUACAGUCCUCCAUGAUGCCCUUCACGUUGUUAGAACUGGUGACGCUGUCUCGCUGUCUGAGAGAUGCGUGUCUGGGAAUCAUCAAGCUGGCCUAUCCCGAGACCAAAGCGGAGCACAGAGAGGAGUACAUGGCUGCCUUCCGCAGCGUUGGCGUCAAGACAAACACUGAGGUCCAGCAGCGCAUCCAGGCCGAGCAGAAACGCUGGGUGCAGCUCUUCAAGGUCAUUACUAACUUGGUGAAGAUGGUAAAAGCUCGCGACAUCAGACGACCYUUCUGUCCUGCAGGUCACUGGCUCUCUGAGGAGGUCAACAUUCGAGCUGAUAAGGUCACCCAACUGUAUGUACCUUCAGCGAGACAUGCGUGGAGAACACGAAGGAUGGGUCACAUUGGGCCUCUUCAGUCAACUCUUGAUGUGGGAUUAGAGCCUCCACAGCUGUCUGUGUCUGAAGAGAGACAUCUGGCCAUUCUCACAGAGCUCCCGUUUGUCGUUCCCUUCGAGGAGAGAGUGAAGAUCUUCCAGAGGUUAAUCUUUGUUGACAAACGGGAUGUGCAAGGCGACGGGCCGUUCUCUGAUGGCAUCAAUGUCACCAUCCGACGCAACUACAUUUAUGAAGACGCCUAUGACGAACUCUCUCUUGAAAACGAGCCGGACCUAAAGAAAAAGAUCAGAGUCCAUCUUCUCAAUGCUCACGGCCUGGACGAGGCAGGCAUCGACGGCGGUGGCAUCUUUCGUGAGUUCCUUAACGAGCUCCUCAAGUCGGGCUUCAAUCCCAACCAGGGCUUCUUCAAGACCACCAACGAGGGUUUGUUGUAUCCCAACCCCGCUGCAGAGAUGCUCGUGGGAGAGUCCUUCACAAGACACAACUACUUCCUGGGCAGGAUCCUUGGAAAAGCGCUGUAUGAGAACAUGCUGGUGGAGUUGCCUUUUGCCAGUUUUUUCUUAUCCAAACUUCUGGGAACCAGUGCAGAUGUAGACAUUCACCACCUGGCUUCUUUGGACCCUGAGAUGUAUCGCAACCUUCUCUUCCUCAAAAGCUACGAGGGUGACGUGGAAGAGCUCGGCCUCAACUUCACCGUGGUCAACAAUGACCUCGGAGAAGCUCAGGUGGUUGAACUGAAGCCAGGAGGCAAAGAUAUUCCUGUGACAACAGCAAAUCGGAUAGCUUACAUCCAUUUAGUGGCCGACUACAGGCUCAACAAGCAGAUCAGGCCUCACUGUCUGGCCUUCAGGCAGGGUCUCGCUAAUGUGGUCAACCUUGAGUGGCUGCGUAUGUUUGACCAGCAGGAGAUGCAGGUGCUUAUAUCUGGCGCGCAUGUACCAAUUUGUCUUGAUGACCUUAAAAACUUCACAAACUAUUCAGGUGGGUACACUGCCAAUCACCCUGUSAUCCAGAUCUUUUGGGAGGUAGUCGAAGGAUUCACAGAUGAAGAAAAACGCAAACUGCUGAAGUUCGUCACCAGUUGCUCCCGGCCACCCCUGCUGGGCUUUAAGGAGCUCUACCCGGCCUUCUGCAUCCACAAUGGUGGAAACGAUCUGGACCGUCUGCCCACCGCCAGCACCUGCAUGAACCUACUCAAGCUGCCAGAGUUCUGCGACCAGCACCUGAUGAGGAGCAAGCUGCUGUAUGCCAUCGAGUCUUCUGCAGGGUUCGAGCUGAGCUGAGCUGCAUCAACAUCCUCCGUGCCGCUCAGGUGGCUUUUGAAGUAAAAGACUCACAAAGAGGAGCGAUGGCGAACAAUGCACUGACUGAAUUAGUUGUGUUUCUGUGUGUGUGUGUGUGCGCACGCCAAGUAGAGGUUGAGCAGAUAUUCAUAGACAGAGGAAAGCGGUGCAAGAGUAAAUAUAAGUUGGAUUUUAAAAAGAAAAAUCCAUGUAACGUUUUAGUAAUUGAUUUUUUUAAUCACUUUGGAAGAACAGAGAUGCGGCUGAAUUUUCAAGGACGUUUUAGGAGCUGAAAGAAAAUAAAAGCAGCAGCUACUCUAUCAGCUGGCAUUAAAGGACAAGUGUAGAUUUUUUUUGAAGUUGAGUUGCUUUGAAAGAUUACGAACAAUUAAUAUCUUAUGCAUUGUCAAUAGCUCUUUGAAUUAUUUAUUUUAUAAACCUUUAAAUCACUGUCAGUUUUGCAUUACACCAAUAUUUACAUAGAAUCAUAUGAUUGUCAUUCUGUGGAUUAUGUUCUAGCAACUACCAGUGCAAAUUGGUGCACUACCAGCAUGAAUAUUAUAUUUCUGCCAGGCAUAAAAAGUGUGUAGUGCUAAACUGAUAGCAGCGUAAAGGUUUUUAAAUUGUUCUUACUGCUAUCAAACUUUUGAGAGUGGAGUUAUUUUCAGACAUCAACGCACUUUGGUUUGGCUAGCUGUUAGACUGGCUAUCUGGUCACAUUUAAACUAAUCAAAWAACAGGUAAGAUAUUACUUGUUCAUAACCUUUCCACAGAACCCUACUUUAAGAGUUUGAACUAUCUCUUUAAUGGACAGUUGUUUGUCACCAAAGAUAACCUGGCAUGAAAAAAAAAAGGCAAUACAAGGGGACGAACUGUUAGACUCUAAAGCCACCACUUGGUGUGGGCUGCAGAGGCGGAAAAAUGUUUUAAUGCCGUUAAUUAUAUAAUGUAGACGUCAUCGAAACUUCAKUUAUGAUUUCCUAAACGCCAACCAGUAAUAACUUGCAUCUGUUUGCCAAACUAAGUGUUAACCGUUCUGAAGCUGAGGGAAAAACUGGUCUUGCUGGAUUAAAUCGGGAGAAAGUAAUWACAUAAUAAUGGUUUUGUGAAUAUGUAUUUGUUUUAAAACUGCUUGUGUAUGAUCCAUGUAUUUGUAACUUGUACAGGUUUGUUUAUCUUUCUUUUUUUUUGUAACWAAUGGGAGACUUUUGUUUCCUUUCAUACAUACUCUAAGGUUAACAAUCUCCUUACCUGAUCAACACACAAAGGUUUGUGUCGAACCAAUAACCAGUAUACCAACAAGUUGAAAACAUGAAAACAGUGUUUCAGAGAUGAAUAAAACCAUUUUUUGCAUUUUCCUUCCA
This is a messenger RNA of Austrofundulus limnaeus, 4784 nucleotides long. RefSeq names its product ubiquitin protein ligase E3C (gene ube3c). Gene Ontology annotation, molecular function: ubiquitin protein ligase activity. The transcript is spliced from 24 exons. The record is from RefSeq and is a predicted model, not a curated record. The coding region runs from base 175 to 3420 and encodes 1081 amino acids. Lineage: Eukaryota; Metazoa; Chordata; Actinopteri; Cyprinodontiformes; Rivulidae. Gene Ontology annotation, biological process: ubiquitin-dependent protein catabolic process; protein polyubiquitination.